Messenger RNA from Astyanax mexicanus (Mexican tetra), 1135 nucleotides. RefSeq lists its product as uncharacterized. NCBI's taxonomy places the organism in Eukaryota, Metazoa, Chordata, Actinopteri, Characiformes, Acestrorhamphidae. The transcript has 7 exons. The coding region runs from base 76 to 1041 and encodes 321 amino acids. The record is from RefSeq and is a predicted model, not a curated record. Gene Ontology annotation, biological process: negative regulation of endopeptidase activity. Gene Ontology annotation, molecular function: cysteine-type endopeptidase inhibitor activity. Gene Ontology annotation, cellular component: extracellular region.
CGUGACAAGAACUGUAGACAUAUUUGUGUCUUCUCCAUCUGCUCAGCUUCAGAUAAAGGAGAUUUACUGAGGAAAAUGAUGAGAAUUAUUCUAGGUUUAGUCGUAAGCUUGUUUUUGCAGAAUGGCAGAGCCACACCUGAAGCAGCAGCAGGGUGUUCAGACCCGGCUAUGGUGAGGGCAGCUGAGGAGGCUUUAGAUCAAAUCAACGACCACAGAGACGAGGGAUACGUCUUCUCCCUGAACAGACUGUAUGAUGUCAGGCAGGAGGCAAAGGAGGGCGGUGUAGAAAUGAUAACGCUGAUGAUAGAUGUGCUGGAGACAAAAUGUCACGUGAUCAGCAGAAGGAACUGGAAGUCAUGUGAAGUAAAGGAAGUUGGGGAUGUGCCGGUUUUUGGAAAGUGUGAAGCAUCCAUCAGCAUUCAAACCACUCUUACCCUGCAUAACUUUAACUGCACAAUCCAGCAAGUUCCUGCUGUUGCCAUUGUUGAAGCAUGUCCAGACUGUCCGACAGCAGAGCGGCUGAAUGAACCGAUUAUAAUCGAGACAGCAAAUCUUUCCCUACAGAAAUUCAACAAAGAGACGAAUCUGCCCAAUCUCUUCACCCUCCUCAACAUAACAUCAGCUAGCAUGCAGUGGGUUGUUGGGCCAGCUUAUUUUGUGGAAUUCACCAUCCAGGAGACAGACUGUGCCAAAGCCUCAACCGACGUUGAUUUUUCUCAGUGUCGCCUGAAAAACGGUGCAUCUCAGAAAGGCUUUUGUUCCGGCUCUCAUACUACCACUGAUGAUGGCCCUGAGAUAAAGAUCCCCAUAGAGGUCAACUGUUCCAUCUAUAAACAAACAUCUGAAGAUGAGAAGGAGAAAUCCAAGGAUGCAGCAAAUCACAGAACAACUGAUAAAACCCCAACCACCCAAACCCCCACCGGAUCAGUACAGAUUCUGCCCCCUCCACCCGUCCCAAUCCCACCCAGAGCCAUGGCUACCGCCAAAAACUGCCCAGGACAAAAGAGACACAACCUCGGACUGAGAACAGUGAAGCUGUGAGCUAACUGAGUGUUAAAAGUGUAGUCUGGAUGUCGAAAAGCACUGUAUCCACUGUCAUAUCGCUUAAAGAAUAAUAAAAGUUUGUAUAGUUGUA